This is a messenger RNA of Talaromyces marneffei, 1053 nucleotides long. RefSeq lists its product as uncharacterized. Gene Ontology annotation, molecular function: dioxygenase activity. Lineage: Eukaryota; Fungi; Ascomycota; Eurotiomycetes; Eurotiales; Trichocomaceae. The record is from RefSeq and is a predicted model, not a curated record. The transcript is spliced from 2 exons. Bases 1 to 1053 code for a protein of 350 amino acids.
AUGGCGUCAUAUCACCAGAACAACAGUGCAGUCUCUGCGGGUGUGCAGCAGGACGACUUGACCAUUCCGUUGAUUGAUUUCUCAUCCUUCCUAAGCGGUGACCCAAAAACAAAACAAGCAACAGCCUCAGCAAUCUUACAUGCGUUUCGUACUAGCGGGUUCCUCUACCUCUCCAACGCGGGCAUCACCCCUAGCACCGUCCAGAACAUCUUCGCCCAUUCUGCCAGAUUCUUCGAUCGCCCUGAACCACAAAAGGAAGCCCUGAGCUGGGACACGCCCGAGUCCAAUCGUGGAUAUGUGACAUUCGGCAGAGAGAAAGUUACGCAAUCCGCCGAUCCGGAGGAGAUAUUGCGCCUUCGAGCCGCUAACCCAGACUAUAAGGAGACAAUGGAAAUUGGACGAGAGGGUGUAGAAGGGUUACCGAAUAAAUGGCCUGACUGUUUCGAUGCAGAGGGGAGAGACUUUACGAGUGUGAUGCGUGCGUUUCAUGAUACGUGCAAGGAACUUCAUAUGCAGGUUAUGCGUGCCAUUGCCCUGGGGAUGGGGUACGAGGAGACUUUCUUUGAUGAAUAUACCGAUGUCGGCGAUAAUACACUGCGAUUACUGCACUAUCCACCUGUUCUCAAGAGCGUGUUUGAGAAUAAUCCGGACGCUGUGAGAGCGGGACCUCAUUCAGACUACGGCUCAGUUACACUGCUCUUCCAGGAUGACAUUGGCGGUCUCGAAGUUAAAUCUCCGCAAAAUACGUGGGUGCGCGCUGUGCCCAUCAAGAACACGAUUGUUGUGAAUGCGGGUGAUCUGUUGGCGCGAUGGAGUAAUGAUACAAUCAAGAGCACAAACCAUCGUGUUGUUCAGCCUCCUGCUGCAUCUGGGAGCUCGACCGAGGGGUCGGGUCUGUAUCCCACGCGAUAUAGUGUGGCGUACUUUUGCAAUCCGAAUUUCGACAAAACUAUCGAGGCAUUACCGGGGACUUAUGGUAACGUUAGCGAGAAGAAGUAUGAGCCUAUCAAGAGUGGUGACUAUUUGACGAUGAGAUUGGCUGCUACCUACUGA